GUUUGAAAUUGCACUUGCUUUUGAAUAGACGUGAAUCCAACUGGGAGAGCAUUUCGGAAAUAUAUACAUACCAACAACGAUGAGUUAUUUUUUGCAUUUCAAGCUGCUCGUCCUGUGCUGCUUUUGCCUCCAUCGCUCCCAGUGCUUGUCACAAAACGAUGUCCUGUUCCUGGGCAAAACCCCUUCGUGGGAGGACGACCUGGACUGGAGCCAGGCCAACUGGCGGCUGGUUGUGCCCUGGCUGAUGCAGCGCCAGGAGCUGCGCUUCUGCGUGGCCCUUGCCAGGUUCGACGAGCGCCUGCUCCAGGGCACCACCUGUGGUCCGCUGAUGGCGAACAAGCCGCUCAUGGCCAGCUGCGACAUUGGAAACAUCGAGGAUCUGACCAUGACCAUGCGGUAUGCCUUUGGCGAACUACUCUUCGAUACCAGCCGCCGGUGUCGUCCUGGCCUGGAGCUCUUCGGUGUUCGGUGCCGGCGAAGGGCAUGAGUUAUUGGGAUUUUUUCAAAGGGAAGUAAAGACUUUGGAUUAAUAUUACUGGGUAGUCUUACAAAUUUAAGUAUUUUUUUUAAGUCUGUGUAUAUUUAAAAGAGUUGGGACAAGUUGUAAUUUAAAUAAAGUAA
Molecule: messenger RNA, 621 nt
Organism: Drosophila serrata
Lineage: Eukaryota; Metazoa; Arthropoda; Insecta; Diptera; Drosophilidae
Source: RefSeq, a predicted model, not a curated record